CAGAUAUAGAAAAGUUCAUGGCGGUGGGACGUUUUGGAUUCCGUCAGCUCUUUUGAAUCAAGUUUCUGCAAAAGUUAACAUGAAGCUGAGUUUAUUUACAGAUGUUGAGUUUAUCCUGUAGAACACUGGUCGAUUGCACUAUUCAAAAGUAAUUUACUCUUCCGGAUGUUAAUUAAAUUAAACAUUCUUCUGACGCCUGAGCUCAUCUGGGAUCAGUUCUGUUUGGAUCCAUUGUGUUUGUUUCUGCUCACAUUUUUCUCCUCAGUGUUCCUGUUCUUCAAAUCACUACUAUUAUUUUGUCCUACUUGUUUUUUGCAACAAUCCAGCUUUUCCAGCGUCUCCACGGUUGACGGCUGUCAAAAUGGUGUCUCGGUGGGCUUUUUUCUGCACCUGUCACUCAUACCAGCUGUGCUGAUUGCAGGCGUACUGUCGUUCCUCCAGAGACGAUCCCAGACUCUGGCCAUCGACCAGAGACUGCCCUUCCUAGAAGGACGUUUUGGUAUUGUGGUGCCUUUAGACACAAUCGGCAGCCUGAGUAACCGCUGGUCUUAUGGCUUUGCCUUUGGUGCCGUGUCCAGCAGCGUUCUGCUGCUCUUCUCGGAACGAUACCUCCCCUUUAACGUUGUGUCCUGGGCCAGAGCCAUAGUGUAUCUGGUUGGAGCUCUGGAAGUGGGCCUGGUGUAUUUCCCUUUUUUCGCCUGCCUCUCCACACCAUUCCGAAUGGCCGGGGCGAUGCUGGGAAUUCUCUACUCUGUGUCCUGGAUCAUCAUCACAGUGUGGGACAUGGUCACCUGUCCUGGGGGUAAGAUUCUGGGUAAAUACCAGAAGGUGAUUACUCAGUGGCCCAGCGUCCUCUCACUCAUCUUCCUCUUGGGACGAUUUGUUUACAUGCUGGUUAAAGACAUUCGCAUACGUCUGCAGCUGGAACAAGAGGACCCAGAGGACCUAAUUGGUCAACAUCAGGUGCAACAUGUGAAGCAACUGCUGGGCAUAACACCUGAGCACAGCAAACCCCUAGGCUGGUUCCAGAGGCGAGUUUAUGAAUGGGAUCCCAACUUUAAGUUUCCCAACAGGAUCAUUGGCACUGCCAUUAUAUCCCUCAUAGGCCUGUAUACGAUGACUCUGGCAGACUACAGCCUCAGUGAUGCCAUCUUUGAUAGAGUGGAACGCUGGAAUAAUGCGCUAAAAGAGGGGCUGAUAAUCUGUAACCAGACUGAAGCUUUAGGAUACCUGAUCCCACAGAUAGAAGAGUUCAUCUAUGUGGCCAGAAAGUCUUGGCUUGUCACCACGAUCUUUGCCAGUCUCAACUCUGUUGCUUACACCUUCCACAUCUUAGCGUGUUACAGGAAACAUUUGAAGAGACUCUGGAAGGGACAGAAGACUUUUCUUCCUGAGAAAUUCCACAAUCCUCUGUCUGCCGUGAGCGUAGCUUCUAUUGCAAGAUACUCAGGCUGGCAGAUAGCAUUCACGCUGUGGGGCUACCUGAUUGUCCACUUUGUCCACUUCCUGUUUGCACUGCUCUUGGUCUACGGACUCAUUCUUCCCAUACAACAUGGACAAACUCUGAGCAUGCUGAAGAAUCUGAGCCUAAUUCUUCUGACGAUAGGUCUGGUGAUCGCCUUGGUGAUUGUCCAGGUGGUUCUGGUUCAGGUCUUCUUCCUGCAGGACAAAAUGUCUCCCAGUGAUAAGCAGAAACCUCUAGCUCUCAACAACAGGAAAGCAUUCCACUGCUUCAACUACUUCUUCUUUUUCUACAAUGUGGUGAUGGGCAUCAGCACCUGCAUCCUCAGGUUGCUAAUCAGUCUUGUGGUAGGAACGUGGUUGGUGUCCCGCAUAGACCGGACCAUAAUGCAGAGGGGAUACGAAACCCUGGACGCUGGCUACAACACGUGGAUCGGGAUGAUCUUUGCAGACCAUUACCACAACAACCCCGUCAUGGUGUGUUUCUGUCAGCUGCUGAUCUCCAACUCUGUGGAAAGACACAACUCAAACACCUACUCCUCAUUUGACAAUGCCCUACCAGCAUCUUCCACGAACAACCAGUCCAGGAGGCGCUGGGGCUUGUUCUACACACUACUGAAGAACCCCCCCCUCAUCCUACUCAGGAAACACAACCUGUACCGAUCAUCAUCAUCACCAUCAUGUACCCAGAAAGAAUCAGUGGUUCGGGCUUGGGUCAUGGCCUCACAAACACAGAGCCACCAGUCAGUGCCACAGGCGCCCCCAGAAAGCAAAGCCACAUCUGAGGAACACUGUGCUGAAGUGGAGGAUGUGCAUGAGUUAGCCUAGUUUUUGUUUUCGUGAAUGAAAAUCAGAAGGAGAUUCUGACCCAAGGUGUUGGCGCAUCCUACCUGUUCUCCGAGGUGGUCAACCUUUGAGUGGGUUUCGACGCAUCCAGUUUGUUCCUGUGGUGGUCAAACCCUUCUCCUCUCCUGCUUUCUGCCCCCGUCCCGUCCCGUCCCGUUUUUUUUUUUUUU
This is a messenger RNA of Nothobranchius furzeri (turquoise killifish), 2477 nucleotides long. RefSeq names its product STRA6-like (gene stra6l). Gene Ontology annotation, cellular component: plasma membrane. Gene Ontology annotation, biological process: vitamin A import into cell. Gene Ontology annotation, molecular function: retinol transmembrane transporter activity; signaling receptor activity. Lineage: Eukaryota; Metazoa; Chordata; Actinopteri; Cyprinodontiformes; Nothobranchiidae. The record is from RefSeq and is a predicted model, not a curated record.